This is a messenger RNA of Centruroides sculpturatus (bark scorpion), 1534 nucleotides long. RefSeq names its product BTB/POZ domain-containing protein 2-like. The coding region runs from base 107 to 1408 and encodes 433 amino acids. The transcript has 3 exons. Lineage: Eukaryota; Metazoa; Arthropoda; Arachnida; Scorpiones; Buthidae. The record is from RefSeq and is a predicted model, not a curated record. Gene Ontology annotation, molecular function: protein binding. Gene Ontology annotation, biological process: neurogenesis. Gene Ontology annotation, cellular component: cytosol.
GAAUGUUGCUGGUACUAAAGUGGAUCAAUGUCAUUAGUAGAAAGAAUUACUAUUGGUUAAUAUUUUAACGUUUAUCUAUAUUAAAGAGUUAACUAAGCUAGCUCUAAUGGAUAAUUCAAGAUCAUCUGACAUUAUCUGUCUUUCCAAAAAAUUCACUCAUCAUCAACAGGACCAAGUCCAUCGAUCCAAGUCUGGACUUCAGCCUGCCAGUACGCAAUCCAGCCGUCCAUCGAUUCUUCCUCUAGCGAUGAAGCAGACACCUUCGAUCAAGAGUUCUUGUGGCACCCCUUGUCCAAGUGAUUGGACAUGUAGUCUGUCGCCUGCACCUCAACCUUCCGCACCGAGUCCGGGUUCGGUGUUUUUUAAUUCGGAAUACAAGAGUGACGUCGUCUUUAUGGUAGGAAAACCUCCGAAUGUUUGGAGGUUUCCGGCACAUUCCUUCAUUCUCGCACCAGCUAGUCCAUUAUUCGAAGCAUUUGCCAAAGGUAACUUUCAUCUAUCGGAAGAGAGCGAAGAAUGUUGGAUUAUCGAUAUUAACGACGUAUCACCAGAUGUCUUUCAAUCAUUACUCAGGUUUAUAUACGAGCACGAAGUACCUCUUAAUUCAGUAUCAAGCGCUCUCCAAUUACUGCACGCAGCCAAUCGAUUCGUGAUGUACGAGCUUCAAAACCAAUGCUUGCAUUUUCUUCAGCAGAAUAUACAAGAGCAAAACGUGUUGGAGAUUGCUCAGAAUCUGCGAUUGUUUCGUGAAAGUUCCGAUCUUCACGAAAACGACUUAAACUGGAGGAACGAACUGGUUAUGAAUUGCUUUCGUUUAAUCGACAAUAGAGCGGAAAGUAUUCUCAGGACAGAAGCGUUCGAAAACCUUCAACAAGAAAUGGUUAACGAUAUUCUCAGCAGAGAUACACUUGGAAUAAGUUCAGAAUUAGUGGCAUUCGAUGCGGUUACAAAAUGGGCUUGCCAGGAGUGCAAACGUCAGAGAUUGGAGCUCCGUCCCGAGAAUAAACGAGCCGUCCUUUCCAAAACUCUCUACAACGUUCGCUUUUUCCAAAUGACAACCGAAGAAUUCAUGCAAGGACCAGCGCAGUCGGGUCUCCUGAACGAAGACGAGAAAAUUGCUAUUUUAUCGAGAAUCAAAGGAGACUCCAGCAAACCACUGCCAGAAACACUCAACAAUCCAAAACUAGGAGUCAAGCGCUUCAGAAAACCUCAACGAACGGAUUCCACAUUAAAGAAACCCAAGAAGUACGACAGUUCACCUAUGAGCGAGAUAUCUUCGGCAUCGUCAGUAAAGAGUCCAGAAUAUAUGCAUCCAAUAAAAGAACCAGGAAAGAAGAAUACGGCAUGGAAGAAAGUCAAACGAGGAAUGAGAGAUUUCGUCAUCAUAUUGCUUCAAAUUCUGGAUUAAUUAAUUAUUUCCAGUAUUACUUUUGAAGUUUUACUCAUCCAUAAAUAUUAGAAUUUUUGUGUAGAAUUUCUUAAAGAAAAAAAAAUAACAAAAAUUACCCAUUAUCUUUCAAUGAAUAUUUCAAAA